AUGCGCUUCCCAAUACUCGCAGCAGUCUCGUGUUUUUUGGCGACAUUGGUCCAAUGUUCGCCAACUCCCAACCAUAAGACCUUGGUGUCCCUGAGAAUCGAAGGAGAAGAUAAAACAAUAUUCGAGGGCGUUGUCCUAACCAAGGGCCAUGACAUUACUACGGCUUUGGGAGGAACUCACCACUGUGAUGGGACAAACAAUGGAGCAAGUACAACACCGGGUCCUACUCCAAACGCCGCUUUGGACGACGCAGCGAAGUUGCAUGACUUUGCCUUCGAUGGCGCCUUCUUCCCAGAAUUCGACGACUUUCUCAUCAGCUCCAUCGGGGGCGAAGCGAAUACGGACACACAAUUUUGGACCACCCUCGUAAACUUCCAAUUCAUCCCAGUAGGCGGAUGCCAACAAAAGGUCCAACUUGGCGAUGAAAUUUUGUACGCGUUCGACGGAUUCUCAAAAGCUCACAUCUUGAAGCUUUCUGGACCCGUUGUUGCUCGUAAGAACCAUCCUGUUGUCUUCACGGUCACCGAUGGUUCUACGGGAGCUCCCGUCGCCGGCGCCAGCGUAGAUGGGCAGAUUAGUGGAGUCGAUGGAAAGGUGUCUGUUACGUUUGCUAAAACCGGUCUUAAUGGUGUCAAGGCGCAAAAAGAUGAUUCCGUUAGAUCCAAUCAGGUGGAUGUCGUAGUUGUAGCUUGA
Psilocybe cubensis is the source of this 693-nucleotide messenger RNA. RefSeq lists its product as uncharacterized. Bases 1 to 693 code for a protein of 230 amino acids. Lineage: Eukaryota; Fungi; Basidiomycota; Agaricomycetes; Agaricales; Agrocybaceae. The record is from RefSeq and is a predicted model, not a curated record. The transcript is spliced from 2 exons.